This is a messenger RNA of Trematomus bernacchii (emerald rockcod), 2608 nucleotides long. RefSeq names its product low density lipoprotein receptor adapter protein 1. The transcript has 3 exons. NCBI's taxonomy places the organism in Eukaryota, Metazoa, Chordata, Actinopteri, Perciformes, Nototheniidae. The record is from RefSeq and is a predicted model, not a curated record. The coding region runs from base 277 to 1113 and encodes 278 amino acids.
CUUCAUUCACUCAACUCACCGCGAGCAGAGAAAGGAGAGCAUGAUCCAGCCUGCACAUAAACUGUCUCAUUUAAACAUCUAUUUACGCAAGACGAACACUGAACUCACGGGACAACCGAAACCGACUCGGUUAAUCGAUUAUUUCUUUCAACAAUAAGGACUUUUCAAGCUGGUUUUGCGUAAAAGCGUGCAGGAUAGCACACUUCCACCUGCCCAGUGUUUCAAAACAUCACGGAACUCCGAGGUUCACCUGAGACGCUAAAGGACAUCGUUUGCAUGAAACUGUGGCCAGAUCAAAGCAGUGGAUGCAACUACGCUCCAUUCGUAGAAGAAAGGUGGAAGAGUGGGAGAGGCUCUAAAGAGGACCAGCUGACCUCUGGUGAUCACACCUCAGCCAACAUUUCCCCCAAAUCCAGCCUGAAGCGCACCAUGUCGCUCAGCACGUUUCAGCUCAUGCAGACUCUCAAGAACUCUCCGGCUGCGCUACGUCGCCGCUUUCGCCGCGACCGCACAGAGUCUCUAUCCCACGGAGACCCUCUCUUUAAGGUCCACUACCUGGGCACGGAGAAGAUCUUCUCUCUGGACCGAGAGCAGGCCCAGGACGCUAUUAGCCACCUGCUGGAAGGUGUUUCAAACGGGAAGAAGCUCAGCAAAGAUCACGCCCUGGUGGUGCGGCCGAGAUACGUGGAGGUCAAGGAGCUGAGUACAGGUCGGCAGCUGACGAAGACGUACCUGCAGGACAUCGCGUACUGUGCGGCGGACGCAAACCGGCCCAAUGUCUUCCUGUACAUCUGCAAGCACCAGGGGCAGCAGCUGCAGUGCCGAGUGUUCUGGUGCAGCCGGGCGGAGCGGGCGCGGGACAUGACGGCGUGUCUGGCGCAUUCUUUCCAACGGGCGCUGAGCGACUUCCAGCAGGAGGGGUCGGCCGCGCUGCAGCCCGGAGAGGGGAAGGGGAAACUGGCAGAGGAGUCGGUGAACUCCCCCGCCAACACCAAGAGCUGCACGCUACCUGCCAGUCUGGGAAAAGUUCGCUGGAAGAAGAGGGGCUCUGUGUCUCGCAGCCCCCUCAGAGCCAUCACGAGAAGAGGGUCUGCCUCUGACAGCUGGAACUGAACCCACGCUUUUUACCCUUACGUAAAAAAUGGGACCACAUUUACCUGACAACAACCUCAAGGACAACAGCACUGACGGGAGCGAUUACAAGACAGAAGGGAGGACAAAGGGGAUAAGAGUGGGAAGAGGGGAAAGUCCAUAUUUGGAUGAAGGAGGAAAGGAUGUCGCCAUAAUCAGUGAGCGUACGGACUACGUACGGUUUUUCGACGCAGCAAAGUCGUCUGUUGACUUUUGCAAGAGUGGCGUCCUAUGUAGCACAAAAAGCUGUUGACGAACGCCUUUGUUCAGCUGUCAACAGCUUUGUGAGGACUUGUGACUGGCUGCAAGCCAUUUAGGGAGCAGACUGCUUCAUUUCCGGGCCUCUGUUUUUGGACGGCUUGUUUGUUUUGCCAAAGAGUUUGAUCUGUCGGAAAAGAGACUUUUGUCCACAGAGACGACCAAAAACUGGAAAAAGACGACAAGAGCUUUCGUUGAAGGCAGAUUUUUAUUUAUGAAAUUUGUGACAGGUCAUGAUUUCUUUUUAUUAUUCUUUUAACCAUGUGGCACUGGCAGGUUUCUCAUCUUUGUAUUUUAUUCGGAUGAACAAAACACCCUUUUUUUAAUUUACAUUAUGAUAGUUUCGGACAAGGGUAUAUAGAUGUCAGAGGUCAUUUAUAGUUUGAAAUGUUGUUCCUUAGCACUUUCAUUAGAAUUAGACAUCCAAACAGAUCAAAUAUAAUCAUUUCCAACUGCUUUUUUGUCAGUAACUUGGAAAACAUACACCCCAGUAGAAGCUUUAGGGUCAACAAAUCCUACCUUUUACAGCAACAUCCUUCCAAAAAAAACAAAAACAGAUCCUAACCGUCCACUGCGCCAAAUUAUUUUCAUUCAUGUGGGAAAACACACACUCAGCCAUGACUUGCGGGUUUGUUUGUGUGCGGACACUGGGAACGCUGUGUUCCCAUCUGGAGCCUCGGUGUGGAAUGCUCGGCCGUGCACCUGCAUUCCAAACGUGGAGGAAAUUGGAGAAACGUCUAACCAUGACUUUGCAUAUCGAGCAGCCUCGUCACAAUGUGCCGUUUUACGCCGAGUCGUUCUCAUUACCGAAGCCAUAAAAGGGGCCCCUGCCCCGCUUAAUUAAAAGUGACGGUUAUAGACAUUGAUAUGUGCAGUAUUGCGUAACGGCCUCUCAUGAAGGUGAUUAGUGUCUUACGGUUUACAAAUGAGAGAUUUAAGGAUUAGUGGUACACCCUGAGGCUACCAUUUUGUUUUUUCUGACCAAAACUAAGCUAAGUGUUUUUGACUGAUGUGCCACAAAGUUUUAAUCGGGUUAUUUUAACAUUUUGUACUUGUGAUGUAUCUUUUUAUUUACAAAACGUGCAACCCCCCCCCAUCUCACAAAAGGGGUUAAAGUGCCUGUUUCAAGGCGUAUUUUUAUCAGUGUACUGUUUUUAUGUCAUUGUACAUAUUUAAUUAAAUAUGUAUUUUAUGGAAUAUUAAAACUUUUUAUACAACA